AUGAAGCAGCUCUGCCUUGUUCUAAAUUUCGUGGUGGUCUCACAAAUGCUUGAACAGGUCAAUGGGACGACUAAAAUUGAGUUCCUAGCCAGUCGAGUUCGUUUCAACCCCAAACAUUUUUCCAAUCUUACGCUUUUCACCGAAAAUUCGGCAAUUUAUGCGGACAUAAUGGUAGUAAAACCUCUGCGACAGGGAUUCAAAGCCAACGUUGAGUUCAAACUACGUUUAAACAAUUCUAAAACCCAUCAGAAAUUGUUUAACCACGUUUUGGAUGUUUGUGAUAUGCUUGUCGGCCUGAGGAAGACAAUUUUCAGAAAAUGGUUUGAAUCCAUAUUAAAAUACAGCAAUUUUAUGCAAAACUGUCCUGUUCCUGAGGGCCAUUACUACUUGCGUGAUUGGAGGCCGGAUGCCUCCAUCAUACCAGCAUAUCUAUUUGCUGGUGAUUACCGCAUUAGGGGCUAUUGUUUCUAUGGCAAUUAUAAAAAGAAGAACAUGGAGUUUCUCAUCGACAUGGAAGUCGAUGCUGUAAUAUCUUAA
Molecule: messenger RNA, 537 nt
Organism: Musca domestica (house fly)
Lineage: Eukaryota; Metazoa; Arthropoda; Insecta; Diptera; Muscidae
Exons: 2
Coding region: 1-537 (178 amino acids)
Source: RefSeq, a predicted model, not a curated record